Molecule: messenger RNA, 768 nt
Organism: Aquila chrysaetos chrysaetos
Lineage: Eukaryota; Metazoa; Chordata; Aves; Accipitriformes; Accipitridae
Gene: CIMIP6
Product: chromosome 8 C2orf73 homolog
Source: RefSeq, a predicted model, not a curated record
AUGGCUAACUUAAAGUGCCUGUAUCAGCAGGGUGGUGUUGUAGUGGAUAGUGUUCUGAGGGGACAUUUUAGAAACACUGUAAUAAUAACAGCUUUGUGUUUAGCUGUAUACGUGGAAUUUUAUCUUCUUCUGAUUUUAAAGCAUCAUCAUUGGUGGCCAGCUGAGGAGUCCCACGUGUAUCGUUAUACUCCACCGAAUUACAGAGCACCCAAAGAACUGAUCUUCAGAAACCAGUCUGAGUUGAUUUCGCUAGCUGAGUUCAGUCAGCAACAGCCUUCAUGUGGAAUAGUUCUACUUGCAACUCCUAGAGCAUCCAAAGGUCUUCCAGAGAUUUUACAGGAACAGACCUCCUUUAGCCAUCAGUACAAUGCCAGAGACUCUGCUAAUGAACCCAUCCGAGGAAAGCGACAUGGAGCUUUUGUGUGUACAGAGAUAAAACCAGCAAGGUCAACAGUUCCUAAGGGAACAGAAGUAUUCCUGAGUGCUAGAGGGUCAUGUCCACUAGAACAGCCAAAAACAGAGAAAGGAAACUCAGUGAAAAGCCGAAUGACCUCACCCAAUCUCUUCCUGCAGAAUUCCUAGGAGACAGUAGGCUCUGAAAAUCUCUUAUCAAAACCAGACGUCAAAGAAAUAGCCAAGGCAUACCCCAGAAUUCCUGUGAGACGACACAAAAGUUCAGGCAUUUCUCAGACAACUGAGGUGGAUGUUGGCUGCCCUGCUGGGGAGGAGCCCUUUACAUCCUACAACAAAAUGGUCUUUGGUAGAUGA